CAAGGACAAAUGCUUUCCAUGUUUCCACUUAUUAGAAGUUGCAUAAGUAUAAGUACAACAAAGAGUGUAAUUACCAGACGAGAGAAAAGGAAAAGAACAGGCAGCUGCAAAGUGAGAGAAAAGAGCAGGCAACAGCAAAGUGAGAGAAAGUUAGUGUGCAAGGAUCACUAACUUAUUUUGUUUAAGGAUGGAUCGAGUACGGCUAAUCAGGCUCAAGUCCUUUCAUACCCUACCAUCAAUUACGAAGCGAAACCCGCUUUAAAGAGUGAAUAAGAAUAGAGAAAAACAUAAAACCUUUAAGAACAGAAAAAAGCCAAAAGCCGUUAGGGAUAAAAGAAAACCCAAUAAGUAGCCCAGGGCUUUCCUUCCUUGGGGUUACAAGGUCGUUAUAGUCAGGUUCUUGAGACUUCCAAGCGUAUCGUAGAGGACGAGAGACUUCCAAUUGGGAAACUUUUAUGAGACUUCCAAUUGUAUCGUAGAGGGCGUGCGUCGUGGACAUAAUUUUUCUCGACUAUAGUACUUAGACGGAAUUGCUAGUAGUUGAGUCGCCUUUUAUACCCCUGGAGUGGCUACCGGUACAUUCAUUUUUUAUUCAUAUUCGUCGUCAAGGAUAAUGAAGAGAAUCGCCCUCGUGAAGUACUUCCCCUGUUGUACUUCUGCAUCGGUAGAAGAUUAGAAGCAACUGCUGCUAUCGUUAUCGAUCGUAUCGACGACGGCUAUUGGUGGAGCUGAAAUGAAAAAAGUUGUGAAAAUGCUUUAUCAACAUGGAAACACCGGACGAGAGGCAGGCUUACCCUGCCGAACAAGGUGAGGCAAUUCCUAUCGUGUCCUAUCCUAUCCUACUUAUCCUAAAAGACAACAUUCACCUAAAAGCCAACACUCAUGACCUCAAGAAUGAAAAGGAUAGUCAUUGUUCUCUCUGUUUUCACGGUAGAAGACUGUCAGUGUUUAUUUCAAGGUAGAAGACUGACGGAAGAAGUCUUAAUAGACGACGUAGAAGUACUAGAAGUUCCAAGAAGGAAUAUCCAAAGAUGGCCCAGCGAUCUAAGAAACGCGACAUCCUUGACGGAGUCGAAUUCGACGAAGACAAGAUAUAUUCUUAAGGCUAAAGCUAAUCGCAGCUCCAUGAAUCCCUACUUCUAUCAAGAAAUAAUGUUGAGUACUAUGUUUCUCCCCAACUACAGCAACUACAGCAAAUCGUCCCAAAGACACCUUAACUUGUAUUUGUCAUCACGAAUGGGUACAUGACUACUACCAAUAGUACUGAUACCACUCCUAUUUCAACUACGUCUACUAGCUACUACUCCUACAGCUAGCCACCUACUACCUACUACUCCUGAAGACGACAACUGCUAACUAAAUCUUCUAUUUACCCCAUGAUUGGGCACAUCAGGUACACUACAACUACUAACGUUCGGCUGCAUCUCUCCUCUAAUGUUUCUGCAAGAAGAUCGUGCGCCAUGGCAGCACGCUUUUAGCCGUGCCCUUCUAUGCCUCGAAGAUUGAAGCACCGAAAGCCAAGUUUGACGGACGAACUACACACAAUGCGGUACUGAAUUUUGAUGUCGAAAAAUCCUAAUUUUCUCGAAUGCUGGUUAGGCUCCUGGUUCUGUAAUAAAUUAUAUCAUAAGAUGAAUGUUGAGUCUCCUGACCUAAGAAAAAUGUUCUUGAGUAUCAACAACACGAAUUAUGUCUUCAACAACAAGAACAACAUAUAUUACACUCGAGACAUACUUAGUGUCAUUCUCAGGUAUACAAUCUGGCAAACGUUACGCGGACCUCGGCAGGUGCGAGCCCUGAGAAGAAGCCUAUUUCCGUCUAUCGUCCCAACGCUCCACUUAUGGAAAAACAGAAAUUUCAUAAAAUAGAACAUGAUUCAAAUUUAUGACACUGAUUCAUGUAGCACUUCUACCAUCCGCUAAGUAACAUACUCAUACUCGGUAUAGAUAUUGAAUUUGAAAGCAAGAUAAGGCUGACAUUAACAACUCCUUACUCAUGACUCUAACAAACGCAGUUUGCUGAAGCAGGAACAACCCGUGCCACAGUCGCGUGCUGACUCGAGUCUCGUCUUUGAUCGACCCGCAAGACGACCGUAUUUGAUUCUAUAUUUUAUGCAGUAAGAAACGACCGUGCUUUUUUUUUCCUGGUACUAUUUCUUUACCCUGCAAGACGACCGCACUAUUUUUUUCCUCGUCUUCACCAGAGAAGAGAAAUAUCAUUUAAAUUCACCAUGAUCCAAAAAAAACUACAGGUACGUGACGAACCAUUUGAACGAUUAUCGUGGUCAUAUGGGUCUCCAAUCUGCGAAUACUGGCAUCACCAGUAUGAAGGUGAAAGAGUACCACAACCUUCAGCAGAUGUGAGGUCUGAGGCUAGCUGUGAGCCUCAAGUAAUAGGCCACCGCCGAAAAACAGAAACAUGCCAUGAAAUUUCGAGAAAUAGUAGUAAUCAUGAUUGUUAAAGAGACUUCUACGCAUGCACUAACACUUAACUGUAUAGAACAAGUCGUAAUUGAAGAAAAGGAUGAACUAGCUAAUCCAAUAAACUCCUGAAACAACUGUAUGUCUAUUAUAGAGGACAACUAUGUAUAAAGUCCUCCGUGUUCAAUAUCUAUUUCAAAAAUCUCGCUUCGUACCGAAAAAUGUCUAGAAAACCCUUGUAAUAAAUAGAAUAAUGAUUGCUUGGUCUAGUGAAAGAGAUGGAUGUACAUAAACAAUUACAAUGAAGUGAAUCGAUACAUAGCUAAAACUUCCUAAAUUGACUGUAUCCAAGAACAUGAUAAAUUUGUGUCUUGAGAUUGAAUGAAAGACUUCUUUACGCAGUUGCUUCUUGUACUAUACAUAACAUUGGAUUCUUCACGAUCUACUUCCAUAUCUAGAACAACUGCAGGAAACAAAUGGUAAUGGGAUAUUACAACCAUAAGACAUUUCGGACUUUUCGACUCGUUUCGUAGAUGAAUCUUCAGGAAUACAGAAGAUACAGAUAGACGCAUUGCAGCACUUUUCUGAAUGAAGCUGCUAUCGGU
Molecule: messenger RNA, 3025 nt
Organism: Amoebophrya sp. A25
Lineage: Eukaryota; Dinophyceae; Syndiniales; Amoebophryaceae
Source: the annotation of a GenBank genome assembly